Messenger RNA from Paralichthys olivaceus (Japanese flounder), 4032 nucleotides. Its product is annotated as zinc finger protein 318-like. Lineage: Eukaryota; Metazoa; Chordata; Actinopteri; Pleuronectiformes; Paralichthyidae. The record is from RefSeq and is a predicted model, not a curated record.
GGGUACCAGAGCAUGUCAACGCCUCGUGUAUCUGGGUGUAGAUUAUCCUCCCUCCAGCAGGCGGCGCUGCUGACGUGUGUUUGUCAACACCACAGCGAGGUCCCUUCUUCACCUGAAGCUUGGUCCUCUGGUCCUCAUCCCCUGCAGACACUCAGCACAUCGCAGCUUUCACUCCUCACGCUCAAAGAGCAGUUUUCACACAGACGCUUUUCAUGAAAACUGCCUUUUUCCUCCGCGACGUGAGAGAAGAAGAAUGCACCGUUUGAGGAAUCGGAGCAGGAAGUUCCCACACUGAUCUGACUGAACCAUGGAUCCACAUCAGUGGGGGGGUGACCUGCGAAGACUGCAGAAACAUGUGGACCAAAGUGACAGUGAUGUGAGGGACAGCAUGAGGAACACCUCAAGACCUGAUGAUGGCUGCGGGUACUCGAGAUACACAGCUGAUGAUGCACACAACAGCAACAGAGGCAGCGUGGCUGAGGAAAUGAAUGACGAAGAGCUCGUGAGGAAGUGUGACGAGCUACGAGAGAUACAGCAGAAAAUAAUACUCAAGAAAGCUGCCCUCGCUUUGAAAACGUUGGAGCCAGGCUUCUCCUCUGAUGCAGAAACACGUAACGGUGAAAGCCUUCGAGACAGAGUCAAUUUAAUUUUGCAGCAGCGGCAUUCUCUCGGCGUUGUGCCAAAGAUCCUGUCACCCAAAAGGAGAAUGAACUCAUCCAAGGAUGCUUUGCUGCUUGAAGAUCAUCCCCUGAAACUGAGAGUGAAGGCAUUAAUGAAGCAGAGAUGUAGUGUUCCCCCUGUGCUGCCAUCAAACACAGAGGCCCUUGAUGUAACACCGCCUCCUCCCAGCCAAAGAGUUACUUCACCAGCCAGGGAGGAGACCAGCAACAUGGGUUUCCAGCGCUUUCUUAGUAUUCUCAACAAAGGAGUGGACAUCAACUUGCUCAGCAGGAUUGUCAAUGAAGAUGGGGAGAAUCUUGAUUUGGGUGAGGAGCUCCUCAACAUUGAGCCCUCUGCUGUGGAGGACAAGUCAGAAAUGGGUGAGAGACAGGGAUCACACAGCAGUGCCUCCCUGCCGAGAUGCAGUGGGACUGACGGUGGAGGAAGGGAGACUAGCUUGUCCAGUAGAGAGAAAUCCCUCAAUGACCGUCCCUCUCUGUGUGGUGAUGAAGAGAAAAACAUGAAUGAAAAAGGAGAUGACUCUUUAUGCUCCAGCAGAGAAUCACAUUCUCCCCCUGCAGUAAAAAAGAAGAAGAAGAAAGAGGAAGAACCCCCAAAGGUGGAUGAGCAGCAUGAGCAGCUGCAGAACAUUCUUAAAACUCUUGGGUUGAGCCUGGAAGUGGAGGAGAUGAGCAAACUGGCAGACCGGACUCAGGAGAGACUAUAUGGAAAGAAGCCUGAAGGCAGAGUUGAUGCAGGCAGCCGAGUGGAGCAGGAGAGUCGACAGAGAGGCUUCGACAGACAGUGCAGGAGCUCAUCGUCUUCAUCGUCAUCGUCUUCAAGGUCGACCUCGAGGAACUAUAUCCCAAGCAUCUCUCGCCAAUGUCCCUCUCACACCUGGUACACGAAACAAAAGCAAGAGUCUGAAUGCAGUAACUCAGGAGAUGGCAACCAGGACAGCGAGGAAGCUCAGAGGGCCAGGGACAUAGACGACGACAGAGGAGAAACCUCCUCUUAUCUUUAUCAGUAUUUACAAGAACAAGCUUAUUGCAAUGCCCAUCCUGCUGCUCUGUCUGAAUUUUCAGAUUACAGUUUGUCCCAGUGCUCCGGGUACACUGACUAUGACGGUACUACCACUAAUUCUUACUCCACAUACACGCAGGGUGUAGCUCCUCCUCCCCUUGAUGUCAGAGGGUAUCCCCACCCACCGGUCACAGACCAUGACUUUCCUGGCUCGGUAGUAGCCCCAAACAUUGUUUACCCUCGUCGUAAACGGUCAAAGAGGAAAUCAUCUGUUAACUUGCUUGUGAAUCCGGACUUGUCUACAAGUGAAGGCCAGGCUGGAUCAGCUGGCCAACGCUGCCUGCAGGUCAUCAGAACCAAGUCAACCCCUCAGCACUUCAUAAAGCAGCUUGUGUCAGAGCGAAAGAUGAAUACAGAUUACAAAGGGAACCGUCAAACAUGGAUUCGACCAGUUCCAGAAGCACCAAUUGUUAAAAAAAACCAUUCAAAAGCUUAUCACAAAAGAAUGGCAAUUCUUUUUAAUAAAAAACCAGCAAUGCGCAAAAGAAAACACUUAGAAGAAGGUGAUUUAAAAACCGAGCAGCCAAAGGACGACAAAAGACCUCCGCCAGAAGACAAAAGACCACCACGACAGGAGGACCAAAGACCGUCUCCAGAGGAGGAAAUAAAGGUGAACCUAAGGAAGAAGCUUGAAGCAUUUAACCAGAAGGUGAAGCGACAAGUCCCACAGCCAGCCAACUCCCGAACUACUCACAAUGAAUCUCUGGAUUAUCAAGACCUUAUAUGAAUGUGCCUAGGUUGGACCUCAUGUUGAACACUCAUUUACACAUACUUUUUGUGUCAUGGGACUUUUAUGGAUUUGUGAUAUUUCCACAUUUCUGCUGAAUCCUUCUCAAACAAGUGAAUGACUUCUUCAAAGGAAGGUUUUUAUGAAAUAUAUGGUGGAUUUUCUCAUUUCAGCCCUGCAUUUCUAUAUAUAUAUUAUGAAUUUGUUAUUCUGUUUCAUUCUGCAUUUUCUUCUCUUGAUACUGUAUAAAAUGUAUAAAGAAAAAUCUAUUCUUCUCAUAUUUCUCUGCCUUAAAGGAAUAGUUCUCCCAAAAAUGAAAAUGCACUCAUCAUCUACUCACUAUUUCGAUUGAGGGGGGGGUGGUGAAGUGUUUGAGACCACAAAACAGUAUUUUCAGUUUUAGGGGUAAACACUGUUGCAAUCGAAUCUAAUACAGUCAAAGUAACUGGGGACCGAUUCUUCAAACGUAAAGAAACUAUCCUCCACUGGAGCUGUGUUCACGUGUGAAUCACAGCGGACAUUUAGAUGAAAACAUUGUAUGAAUGAAGCCGUUUCGAGUCGAAGAUGAAUGUUGGCUUACGGACACUUAGAUGACAUCAUAGGAGCAGUAUGGAGGCAUGCUAUGUUCUUUUUUCUGUUGUUUUUUUACGUUUGAAGAAUCACAUUCACUUCAGUUGUUUUCGAUUUGGCUGCAACAUGUUUUGUGGACUCGAACACUUCAACCACCCCUUCAUCGACAUAGUGGUGAGUAGAUAAUGACUGAAUGUUCAUUUUUGUAUUAACUAUCCCUUUAACUCCAUGUUUUUUGUAAUCAUGCAUUCACUCACUAAUGGCGGUUCACACACAGUGUCUAAUCAUGACAAUGUGAAAGCUGUUGAAAGCACAAUUUUUUUUUUUUUACAAUAGACAUGAUUUUUUCGUGUGGACAAAAGAAUCAUUUUUUACUGUACAUGUUUGAAUAAUCAGCCAUUAGAGGAUCCUGGUGAUUUUGUGACUCUACUUUUGAUCCAGCGCCACCAACAGGUCUGAAUUCCCACGUCUUUGAGACUUAAUUUCUAAAGAGAAAUUAAAAUGCUAUAAAUACUGAGAUGCUAAACAUUAAACCUGGUCCCAACUAUUUGGACGGUCUGGCUCCAAAGCUGUUGAAUACACUCUCGGCCUGUGGGGAGAUGUGUUUGUACAGCCUGGCAGAAGAUGUCUGAUACUGUGGUAUGGAUGGUUAAGAGGUUUUGGCUUCGGUGGCUAAGGCAGUUCACACAGUUUGCACAUUUUCACAUAUACAGUAUCAUACAGAGCAAUAUUUGUGUUCAUUCAGAAUUGUGUUUUGAAACAGCUGGUGAUUUUAUGUCCAAUAUUCCCCCUCCUUUAGCUCUGUGUUUUGUCUACCUACUCAGUGCUAAUUUAGCAUUGAGCUUCAAUAGAGUUUGGCAGACAAAAGACAGGUGAGCCUGACAAAAUAAAGCUCACUGGUGCUUGGUGAGGUGUUUUACAAUAAAGAGCUAAAACUGAAAAAGCUUAAUUGUUGUUGAAUGAUCAGUGCACAGUAUUUAAAUCACCAUUAA